AUGUCAAAUUCUGUCUUCUUAAUUGGCUCAUUCGCCGGUAGUCUAGUAUUAUUAUGGUCAUCCCGUUUUCCCCGUUGCAUACUCAGUAUUACCGGUGUUGAUAUACUAGUUGGUUCAAUAGUCUAUUGUAAAGUUCGAUGGCUGUUUGGACGUUGGGGUCUCAACAUGCCAUUCACAUGUCUUUGUUUAGCAAGUAUUGAUCGUUUUCUACAUACUUCACGCAAUGUACGGCUUCGUCGUCUCUUUACCGUGCAACGAGCUUAUAUACUUGUGAUCAUAUUUAGUAUGAUUUAUUUAGCGAUCUGUAUUCCAGAUGGUAUCUACUAUUCGGGAUAUUCAUGUACGGCAUCAGCCAAUAAACGUGCUAUAUAUACAAAUUUCAUCACAUAUUUUAACUUGAUUGUCACCAAUAUUACCUCAUUGGUCGUUCUCGGCACGUUUAGUAUGCUUACAUGGUAUAAUCUCUGGUCCACAAGACACACUCGGCACAAUCACUUGCAACAGCAAGUUAAUCGAAUGAUGCUCGCUGAAUUUGCAAUGGCUUUUAUUACCACAUUACCCAAUUUCAUAUACAACAUCUAUUCACAAAUUACUAUGUCAGUGAUAAAAUCUCAGUUAAGAUUGGCAAAAGAAAAUCUUUGGACAAAUGUAAGCGUUGUUAUUAGCUUUACAAUGAAUGUAGGAACGUUCUACGUCUAUAUGAUCGUAUCUCCAGCAUACAGACGAAAUGUACGAACUGCUUUAUGCUUUAAAAAACAAAAUCGUGUUACAUCACAACAAAUAGCAUUACAAACUGGAACAACAGGUCAGCGUGUUGGUACAAUAACUACUCGAUCGUGA
Messenger RNA from Rotaria sp. Silwood1, 840 nucleotides. Lineage: Eukaryota; Metazoa; Rotifera; Eurotatoria; Philodinida; Philodinidae. The record is from the annotation of a GenBank genome assembly.